Myxozyma melibiosi is the source of this 1446-nucleotide messenger RNA. Its product is annotated as glycoside hydrolase family 5 protein. Lineage: Eukaryota; Fungi; Ascomycota; Lipomycetes; Lipomycetales; Lipomycetaceae. Gene Ontology annotation, biological process: glucan catabolic process. Gene Ontology annotation, cellular component: extracellular region; cell surface. The record is from RefSeq and is a predicted model, not a curated record. Bases 1 to 1446 code for a protein of 481 amino acids. Gene Ontology annotation, molecular function: beta-glucosidase activity. The transcript has 2 exons.
AUGACGGUCUUUUCAUCAAUUCUCAAGACCGAAGGCACAAAGAUUGUCGACGCCUCCGGAAAGCAGGUCAUCCUCAAGGGUGCCGGCCUCGGCGGCGUCCUCAACAUGGAGAACUUCAUCACCGGCUACUCCGGCCACGAAACCGAGCACAAGCAGGCGAUCGAGGAAGUUCUCGGCAAGGAAAAGACCGACUUCUUCUUUGACCGAUUUUACGACUACUUCUGGACCGAAGCCGACGCCGAGUUCUACGCCGGCAUGGGUCUCAACACUCUCCGCAUUCCCUUCAACUACCGCCACUUCUUCGACGACGACGCGCCCAGCGUCAUCAAGCCCUCCGGUUUCGCGCUCCUUGACCGCAUGGUUAAGCGGUGCGCAAAGUACGGAAUCUACGUCGUGCUCGACCUGCACGCCGUCCCCGGUGGUCAGAACCAGGACUGGCACUCCGACAGCGCGAUCCAUCAGGCCUUGUUCUGGGUCCACAAGGACUUCCAGGACCGCGUCGUCAACCUCUGGGUUGAGAUUGCAAAGCACUACAAGGGUGACGUGCGCAUCGCCGGAUAUAACCCGGUGAACGAGCCUGCUGACCCCGAGCACACCCGUCUCUGGGCCUUCUACGUCAGAGUCGAGAAGGCUAUCCGCGAAGUCGACCCCGACCACAUCCUCUUCCUGGACGGAAACACCUACGCCGGCGACUUCUCCCACUUUGGCAAGCCUCUUCCCAACACCGUCUACGCCAUCCACGACUACGCCUUGUUUGGAUUCCCCGGCUUUGAGCAGUACGAGAACAAGCCAGAGCAGUACGCCAAGCUUGUCCGCCAGUUCGAGCGCAAGGUCAAGGUUGCCAACGAGGCCAACGUCCCCGUCUGGAACGGAGAGUUCGGCCCGGUCUACGAGCCCGAGACCGUCUACCCCGGCGCGCCCGCCGACAUCGACGUCAAGGAGAACGCGGCCACUAACGUGAAGCGAUACAACAUGCUCGCGGCCCAGCUCAAGAUCUACAAGGAGAGCAGCGUGUCGUGGUCGAUCUGGACGUACAAGGACGUCGGCAUCCAGGGCCUUGUCUCUGUCUCGCCUGAUUCGCCCUGGUACAAGAAGUUCGGCGACUUCAUCGAGAAGAAGAAGCGUCUCGGCGCCGACUUUUGGGGCGCGCACCCCGACCCGUCCUCCGACGCUCUCUACGACGCCCUGGCCGAGCACUUCAAGAAGGAGAUCCCCGAGAAGUUCCACAAGAAGAUGUACCCGCCCCUGUGGGACAUCAAGCGCCAGAUCACCAGAGUUUCGCGCGAGAUUGUGCUCUCUUCGUACUUGUGCUACGAGUACGCCGAUCUCUUCACCGGAUUGACCGAGCCUGAGCUUGAUGAGCUGGCAAAGUCGUUCUGCAUCGAGAACUGUGUCAAGAGAGAUUUGUUGAACAAGUUCUUGGCUGAGGACGCUGCUUCCGCGUAA